AUGAGCUACGAGACUGACACAUAUGACCAGCGCGACUCUGGCCGCGAUCGCUCGCCCCGUCGUCGAUCCCGCUCACCUCGUCGUUCACGACGUUCAUACUCUCCUCGCAGUCGAUCUCGCAGUCGCGACGACUAUCGCCGAAGUGACCGCCGCUCGCGCUCGCCUGCAGGUGGUGCUCAAGGCACGGGUGGAUACCAAUCAUACGGAGCUGGUCGAGGAGGCAGUUCGCGCCCAAUUGAUAGUUCAUCGAACAAGGAGAGCAUGAUGCAGAGCAUUCGCGAAUCGUCCCAGCAGGACCGAAGAGUCUACGUGGGCAAUCUUUCAUAUGAUGUGAAAUGGCAUCACCUGAAGGACUUCAUGAGACAAGCCGGUGAAGUCUUGUUCGCAGACGUACUACUUCUUCCGAACGGAAUGUCAAAGGGCUGUGGCAUCGUGGAAUAUGCAACUCGGGAGCAGGCGCAGAACGCCGUGGCGACGCUCAGUAACCAGAACCUGAUGGGUCGGCUCGUAUACGUUCGCGAGGAUCGCGAGGCCGAGCCUCGAUUCACCAACCCAAGUGCCUCUCGUGGCGGCUUCGACGGCGGAAUGGGACGCGGAGGAGGAUAUGGCGGUGGUGGUGGCGCGGGCGGAGGCGGUUAUGGUGGCCCCCCCGGCGGAGGCAGGCAGGUCUAUGUCGCCAACCUCCCCUACAAUGUUGGCUGGCAAGAUCUUAAGGAUCUGUUCAGGCAGGCUGCCCAUACUGGAUCCGUCCUGCGUGCUGACGUGCACAUGGCCCCGGAUGGUCGACCGAAGGGAUCCGGAAUCGUGGCUUUUGAGACGCCAGACGAUGCCCGCAAUGCCAUUCAACAGUUCAACGGUUAUGAUUGGCAGGGUCGCAAUCUUGAGGUUCGCGAGGAUCGUUUUGCAGGCGCUCCCGGCGGAUUUGGAGGCCGCGGUGGCUUCGGCGGUGGCGGUUUCGGUGGCCGCGGUGGAUUUGGCCGUGGAGGAUUCGGAGGUGGACGAGGCGGCUAUGGUGGAGGUGGAUUUGGCGGUCGCGGCGGUUAUGGAGGAGGCCCUGGUGGCUUUGGCGGAGCCCCGAAUGCAGGCUUUGAUGCCAACGCUCCUUCGAACCCACCAAACCCAUUUACUGACUUCGCGACUUCGGGCGGCGAGCCAAGCCAACUCAUCUAUGUCCGCAACUUGCCAUGGUCCACUAGCAACGAGGAUUUGAUCGAGCUCUUCACCACAAUCGGCAAGGUAGAACGUGCUGAGAUCCAGUACGAGCCCAAUGGACGCUCUCGAGGAACCGGUGUAGUCGAGUUCGAGCAGAAGGCUGAUGCCGAAACCGCCAUUGCGAAAUUCACUGGCUACCAAUAUGGAGGCAGACCACUCGGCCUGACAUAUGUCCGAUACUCCAACCAGAGCAACGGUGGUGAACAGAUGGAAGGGACCGAGGCCACGGCAGGUUUGACACAGGACCAGAUCAUGUAA
Aaosphaeria arxii CBS 175.79 is the source of this 1470-nucleotide messenger RNA. Its product is annotated as RNA-binding domain-containing protein. Gene Ontology annotation, molecular function: mRNA binding. NCBI's taxonomy places the organism in Eukaryota, Fungi, Ascomycota, Dothideomycetes, Pleosporales. Gene Ontology annotation, cellular component: nucleus; cytoplasm. The coding region runs from base 1 to 1470 and encodes 489 amino acids. The record is from RefSeq and is a predicted model, not a curated record. The transcript has 7 exons.